Pleurotus ostreatus (oyster mushroom) is the source of this 1356-nucleotide messenger RNA. RefSeq lists its product as uncharacterized. The transcript has 6 exons. The coding region runs from base 1 to 1356 and encodes 451 amino acids. NCBI's taxonomy places the organism in Eukaryota, Fungi, Basidiomycota, Agaricomycetes, Agaricales, Pleurotaceae. The record is from RefSeq and is a predicted model, not a curated record.
AUGAGCACCUUCGACGAAGAACCCCCGCGCCUUGGGGCACUUGACUGGUUGGGUCGGGGAAUCGACAUGACCUCGCUGACUCCUUUCAACAUCAGAUCCGUCGAAAGGCUUGUCAAAGGUCAUUUCAUCAUUGAAACCGACAAAGACCUCAAAGAGCGUACCGUUACUAUUGACGGUGUGAAAUAUACGAUCCCCAGCGUAGUUAGCGCCAGUGCGAAGUCUGGUGUUAAUUCGAACUACGUUACUUACCUAUCUGGUGCCGAGGCUCUUCGCGCUUUCCUCGAUAGCACUAGUGUCACCGACCAACUAGUUGUGAAGACGAAUCUGACUUCGUACCCCUUCGAGAAGUCUCUUCCAGAGGCCAGCCAGUUCGCCUUUUGGAACUACAAGACAGACACGUACACCGCUUCCUUACGGGAGUAUAUGGAUUUGAUUAAUCAAGGCACACUGCUUGAGAGUGUAUCCGCGCUCCCGAAGCCGUUCACCGAGACCCCAGACGUUAUGGACGCUUAUGCUAAGUUCUUCAAGGACUUUGGAACCCAUGUCAUCAUGGGUACCAGUUUCGGUGCCCGUUGCUCUGCGGCCGUCUGGGGGUCGAACCAAUAUCCCGAUGUCAACGAUAAUUGGUCCAGAGAUGUCACCGCACACCUGAAGGGACUCAACGACCGGGGUGAAUACGACGUCACAGUCUACAAUGAAAGACAGUAUCAGAUCUUCAAUACACUUGCUCAGACCAUCUUCAAGGCCAUUGGCGGAAACCCCCAGCUAGCUGAGAGACUCAAUCAAGACGACUACGACUUCGAUACUUUCCAACAAUGGGCAGACUCUGCCAGAGACCAUUCCGUACUGUCCUCCAUCACUGCCAUGGAGCUUUGGAAUUUGCUUCGCGACUCUGACGUCUCCGAGCUACGAGAUAGCGCAGACUCGCUCCAGGCCGCUUUCAAUGCCAUAGUUGCGCAGCAAAAGCGAAGCAUCAUCACGACCUUGGUUGUGUUGGAAGGCAAGACAGGUGUCGCGGAGCUCGAUUUGUUGACUCCUGGCGCUACUAUUGGCGUCGGUGGCCCCUUGCCUGCCUUCGACCCUACAACCCAGGAUGUAAUUGGGCUCAGCUCAACUAAGAUACGCGUCGGGAAAGCCCACUCUCCGCCAGUAACUCGCAUCGUUCCGUUUUACAUUGUAAACGAUGGUAGCCCCAUUGAUAUCUCUAUCAAGCGUGAUGUGGGACACGCGAAAGUCGUCGUAAAUGGAACUACUUACACCAAUACCGACAAACACGCCCGAGAAUUCUACCAUGUUCCAGUAACCGUAGAGGGAGAUGUCCGACUCAAGGGGGCCAUUGCUGACGUAGUGGAUUAA